CACUGCUCAAUCCGAGGCUUGCUCUGCUAUUGAAUUAUGAAGGGAGAUGGUGGUACAACCUAGCCCGAUCACCUGCAAUGAAGCCCUAUCGGAGGUAGUAUGCCUAGAAUGACGUUAUUUUAUCUUUGCCUAUCGCAACCUUCGCCAGAUGGCCCCCGAAGGAUCCGAUUGGUAUUCCGGAUCCACUUGGACGCUCCGGUGUACCCCAUAAUUUCCAGCGUCUCUCCCUCUCAGCCAAUCAAUCGAACUUCCCAAGGGGCUAUCAGAUCGGAGGCCCAGCUGGCCCCUCGAAAAGCGUCCACAACUGUCAGGAAAGGUGGGUGUGGGUGAAAUCAACCCUAAACUCUACACCAUCCUCUCUAUUUCGAAGUGUACUAUCUUUCUUGAACGGGUUUUUGCGCAGCGAUGCGAAAUCGGAGUACGAGAAGCGCGAGCGAUGAUGAGCGUCAGCCCUUGUGGGCAGGACCAGAUCAAUUGGAGGACCGCGGCAAUACAGGCUCUAGCAAUAAUCGUCAUCUUGGCCUAUCCUCAACGGCCUUACUUCUGACUAACCGCAUGAUCGGCGCCGCCAUCUUCUCCGUACCGUCAUCUAUUUUUCUCAGCGUUGGCAGUGUAGGUGCGGCGCUGUCAUUAUGGGUGAUCGGGAUCAUGAUCACCUUUUGCGGAUUCUACAUCUACUUGGAACUGGGAUGUCUGUUGCCGCACACUGGCGGGGAGAAAGUGUACUUAGACACAGCAUUUCCUCGACCCUAUAGGCUCGCUAGCACGCUCUAUGCCUUCUACAUAUUAUUUGGAUUCCCAGGUAUGGCAAGCGUUGUCAUUGCAGAUAAUACCCUAUUCGCCUUCAAUGUCACCGCUAGUGAGAUAGGACAGCGAGCCCUCGCAGUAGGAAUAAUGGCCCUAGUCGCCGCAGCCCUCUCCAUAUCUCGCGAAUGGAGCGUGCGAAUUGUGAACUCGUUAAGCCUUCUAAAGCUUGCGACCUUCCUGUUGAUUCUGUCAACUGCACUGGCCAUUGUUGUAGGAGUCAUCCCAAGUAACGGUGAUCUUGGCGCCAACUUUCACCACCCAUUUGCCCAUUCGUCAACCAGUGUAUACGACUACUCUGUCUCCUUGUUCAAGGUGCUGGAAUCGUUCCUGGGAUGGAACAGUGCAAGCUUGGUUCUUGGGGAGGUCAAGAACCCACAAAGGACCCUCAAAGUGGCCGGCCUGCUCAGUGUCGGAUCGGUCGGAUUACUCUAUCUGCUUAUUAAUGUCUCCUACUUCAUUGUUGCUACGCCGAGCGAUAUUGGCCAGGCCGGUACACAGCUGGUAGCUCGCCUGCUGGGCAACGUCUUCGGGAGCGCAGCCUCGCGUGUGACUGCUGGUAUGGUCGCUCUCUCCACCUUCGGCAGUUCAGUGUCCACUGCAUUUGCAGUCACCCGAGUGAUUCGCGAACUCGCAGCGGAAGGAAUUACCCCAGCGGCCAGUAUUCUCUCGAAAACCUCCCGGUCCGGUAAUCCGGCCAUUGCGACAUCCGUCUUUAUGUUCGGCCCUUCGGUGGUGGCAGUUCUACUGUUGCCUUCUGGAGAUGCUUAUGCCUUCUUGCUGGAUGUGAACCAGUAUAUGUUGGCCAUGGUAUACGGUGCAGUUGUCGUAUGCCUUUUCAUCAUUCGGCAGAACGUCUCAUCCGCCGAAUAUCCGUUCCAAGUGUGGACCUGGGUCCCGUGGCUCUUCCUUGCCUGUCAGAUCUACCUAGUUGUCUCGCCUCUUGCAUCUCCCAGUGGCCCUGGCGAUACCAAUUUGCCAUACUGGCUGGCUCCAGUCGUCUCCUUCUUGGUAAUAGGCCUUGGUGUGCUGUACUGGCGGCUGAAAGCGUUUGGCAACUCGGCACGGAACCUGUGGUUCGGAAAGAUAGGGGAUAAUCUUGGAUCUUAUGGUGCCAUCACGGCACCCUGAUCAGAUGCGAUGAUCAGGACUUAGAUGAUAUUUGACUGCCGUAUUGGGUGGACGAAAAGGAAUAUAAUAUAAGCGCUUUUCACUUAGUGUAAGGCCUUCGCCUGUAGAAUACGUGUCGAUCGGGAAGAUGUUUUCCGUAGGCUGAGUAUGCAAAGACCUCGACAUGUUAGAUUACACAGAUUCCUUCCCAAAAAAAAGGACAUCCAGUUGUUGAGUGGGUUUCAUGAGCUAACAGUUACUAGAAGCUCCAAUAAACUACUUUAUUUUUUAGUAGCACAAGGCACCAGGGAGGGAGGAG
This is a messenger RNA of Aspergillus alliaceus, 2233 nucleotides long. RefSeq names its product amino acid/polyamine transporter I. The transcript is spliced from 6 exons. Gene Ontology annotation, cellular component: membrane. Gene Ontology annotation, biological process: amino acid transmembrane transport. Gene Ontology annotation, molecular function: L-amino acid transmembrane transporter activity. Bases 406 to 1935 code for a protein of 509 amino acids. Lineage: Eukaryota; Fungi; Ascomycota; Eurotiomycetes; Eurotiales; Aspergillaceae. The record is from RefSeq and is a predicted model, not a curated record.